Messenger RNA from Lottia gigantea (owl limpet), 984 nucleotides. RefSeq lists its product as hypothetical. The record is from RefSeq and is a predicted model, not a curated record. Gene Ontology annotation, molecular function: molybdenum ion binding; pyridoxal phosphate binding; catalytic activity. The transcript has 7 exons. Lineage: Eukaryota; Metazoa; Mollusca; Gastropoda; Lottiidae. Bases 1 to 984 code for a protein of 327 amino acids.
AUGUUGCAGUUAUUGGAUAAACUAUCUACCCCUGCUGUUGUAUUUGCAACACUUUCAACUUUAGCUGUUACAAAAUACGUAUUUGCUGGUUACUUGAGAUGGAAAAGAAGCAAGGAUUUUGUUAAAGUUGGAACAAUCGAAUGCGUGUAUUGUUUUCCCAUUAAAUCAUGCAGCGGGAUGAAAGUACAACAGGCCGAGUGUUCGAAAUUAGGUAUCAGAGUUCACGGUGUAACUGACAGACAUUAUCUUGUCAUUCAACCAAAUGGAGAUUUCAUAACACAAAGACAAGAACCUAAAAUGGCUCUUAUAAAAGUUACUGCUAUUCAUGGAGAGAUACAACUUACAGCUGAUGGAAUGUCAUCAUUGAACAUACCCAAAGAUUUGUCAAAAAACAAUCAAAUCAUUGACUGCAGGGUAUGGAAUGACAGAGUAAAAGGUAUGGACUGUGGACAAGAAGCAUCAGAUUGGUUACAUAAGUUUUUAGGCAUACCUGGAUUAAGAUUGGUCCAUUCUUCUUCUGAUCUUCAGAAAAGGGACUGUUCGAAACCGUCGAAACCCUGGGGUAACCCUGCCAAGCCCGGCGACGAGGUAGCGUAUGGAGACUUUUGUGCUUAUCUAAUAGCCAACACUGCCUCAUUAGAGGACCUGAAUAAAAGGUUGUCGUAUCCAGUAACAUUCUCCAAUUUUAGACCAAAUAUUGUGGUUAAAACAGACGUUCCAUAUGAUGAGGACAAUUGGUCUGAAUUAAGGAUUGGAGAAACUAUUGAUAUGCGAAUGCUGGAUGGCUGUACAAGAUGCCAAUUAACAACUGUUAACCCCGAUUUAGGUGCUAAAUCAUUAUCUGGAGAACCACUAAAAACUUUGAAGGCAUUCCGAUGUUUUAAGCAAUAUGGAUCGAGUCCUAUAUUUUGUGUCAAUGGUACAGUAGAUACACCAGGACCUAUAGCAGCUGGUGAUCCUGUUUAUGCUAUAAGGAAAUAUUGA